Dacryopinax primogenitus is the source of this 2357-nucleotide messenger RNA. RefSeq names its product Pkinase-domain-containing protein. NCBI's taxonomy places the organism in Eukaryota, Fungi, Basidiomycota, Dacrymycetes, Dacrymycetales, Dacrymycetaceae. Gene Ontology annotation, biological process: regulation of mitotic cell cycle; protein phosphorylation. The record is from RefSeq and is a predicted model, not a curated record. Gene Ontology annotation, cellular component: nucleus. Gene Ontology annotation, molecular function: hydrolase activity; cyclin-dependent protein serine/threonine kinase activity; ATP binding. The transcript is spliced from 10 exons. Bases 1 to 2295 code for a protein of 764 amino acids.
AUGUCAGCACCACAACAAGCUGAAAGCUCUAGCGCGGGUCGCAAGCGUUCAAAAUGGGAGUCGCUGGACGAGGCCGACGAACCCACACCUCGACGUGUAAAGAUCAAGCGCCCAAAGCGUGAGGCCGUCGAAAGCUCUCCUUUGCCCAACUCGGUCAGUUCGCUACGAGCCGGAACCUCGACACCUCCAUCCCGUUCCCCUCGGUUGGUGACAGCAGCGGAUUCCAGUCGCUCACGUUACGUGCCCCGCCGCUCCCUCUACCCACCCAUAGCACCCUGUCGCAGCGUUUAUACCUACGAGAGACUAAAUCAUAUUGAAGAAGGCUCGUAUGGUGUCGUCUUCCGCGCUCGAGAUAGGGAUACAGGGGAUAUCGUUGCGCUCAAGAAGCUCAAGUUGGAUCAAGAGAAGGGCGGGUUCCCGAUCACGAGCUUGAGAGAGGUCAUGGCGCUCAUGACGUGUCGACAUAAACAUGUGGUACCGAUCAGGGAGAUUGUCGUGGGGGACACAUUGACACAGAUAUUCAUCGUAAUGGACUUUAUAGAACACGACCUUAAGACACUCCUCACUGUGAUGCCCACCCCCUUCCUCCAAAGCGAGAUCAAGACGCUCUUGCUCCAACUCCUGUCUGCUGUCGCACACUGUCAUGCCAACUGGGUGCUACAUCGGGACCUUAAGACCUCCAACCUGCUAAUGAAUAACAGAGGGCAGAUCAAGGUGGCGGAUUUUGGACUGGCAAGGACAUUUGGCGAUCCUCUGGGAAAGAUGACGGAAUUGGUGGUGACAUUGUGGUACCGCGCACCUGAACUCCUCCUGGGUGCAAAAACGUACUCCACAGCAAUAGACGUCUGGUCUGUUGGGUGCAUCUUUGGCGAGCUCCUACUCAACGAACCCCUCUUCCAAGCCAAAGGCGAGAUUGAGAUGCUUUCCAUGAUUUCCAAGCUCCUAGGCCCACCUACGGAGCAAACUUGGCCCGGAGUCGAAGACUUGCCGCUGGCGAGUACGAUCAACUGGCCUGCGCGGACGAGUAGCUUGAGGAGCAGGUUCCCGUAUAUUACAGAGGCGGGGCUCGAUCUUCUCGACAGAUUCCUGACGUAUGAUCCUGAGAAGAGGAUCUCAGCGGAGGAGGCGAUGGGACAUCCGUAUUUCUCUGAAUCACCGCUACCGAAGCACCCAGAUCUUUUCGGCUCUUUCCCUUCCAUUGCCGCUGGAGAAAAUUCGGUCCCCUUCUGCACCCCAACGGAUCGCCAACUACCAAAUGGAAUUCGAUUUCGGCUUAUAGUAGCCGAUCCAUCCAUUGGUAGGCGGCGGUACACGAGCCUCACUCGGAGGGCUGAUUGUUCAACAUCUAUACGCUUGACUUCGCCCGGUGUGAUCGGCGUACAAUACCAGCGACGACGGGCAAAGUUCAUGGGAGAUGUUGCAGGGCAUGUCAUCGGAAACGGGCUCAUGGGGUGUCGCCGGACGAGCAGCUUUUAUAUUCCUACGCGCGCGCCUGUCUGUAGGAGCACAACAUCCGCAUCUGUCAACCAGCAGGAAUUUCCAAUGGCUCAGUAUCUCGCUCAACACACCACCGAAGCCUGUUGUCAAGCAGUCAAGCACACCGGCACGCCUAGGGGCGAACUGAUCGACGUCGGCGGUGUGCAGACGUAUAUCACCUACCCUCCCGACAAGAGCACGGAUCGGGUGAUCAUCUUCUACUGCGACGUGUACGGCCCGCAUUUCCUCAACAAUCAGCUCGUGAUGGACUUCUUUGCUGAGCACGGCUACACUGUCAUCUCCCCCGAUUACUUCAACGGGGAGCAACUGGAGAAGCUGCGUGAACAGCCCGGGUUCGACACGAUGGCGUGGGCUGCUCCAUACCGCGUGUCGGUACCCAAGUUUGUGGUGGACAAGUUCUUGCCUGCCGUUAAGGAGAAAUUCACGAGUGUCAAGGCGUACGCCUCGGUUGGAUACUGCUUCGGCGCACCUAUGGUGCUGAACGACCUGGUCGCCGGCCGGUCGGAGGCGGGCGCUGUCGCUCAUCCCAGCACGCUCACCGAGCAGGUGUUCCGCGACAUCAAGAAGCCCAUCUUCCUCAGCUGUGCCGAGGUUGACCGCGCGUUCCCACCCGAGAGUAGGCACAAGGCGGAGGCCAUCCUAGCUGAGGGCAAGAAGAUCUACCACUUCCAGUUGUUCAGUGGUGUAAGCCAUGGGUUUGCCAUCAAGGGCGAUAUGAAUAACGAGAAUGAGCGUUGGGCAAAGGAACAGAGCGCUUGGGGUAUCAUCAGUUGGUUCGAUCGGUUUCUUAAGAAAUAAGCGCCUGUUGGAACGCACAAAGCUUUGAUAUGGCGAGAACUGUAUCACGUAUGGUAGAUCGA